Molecule: messenger RNA, 6645 nt
Organism: Zasmidium cellare ATCC 36951
Lineage: Eukaryota; Fungi; Ascomycota; Dothideomycetes; Mycosphaerellales; Mycosphaerellaceae
Exons: 7
Coding region: 1-6645 (2214 amino acids)
Biological process (GO): fatty acid biosynthetic process; secondary metabolite biosynthetic process
Molecular function (GO): fatty acid synthase activity; 3-oxoacyl-[acyl-carrier-protein] synthase activity; phosphopantetheine binding
Source: RefSeq, a predicted model, not a curated record
AUGGGCAGCAAAUCCCCGACCGUGCAGGUGUAUGCGUUUGGUGAUCAGACGUACAACGCCACCGACAUUCUCUCCAAGCUGCUUCGGACUCACGAUGACCCAAUCGUUGUCGACUUCCUUGAGCGCAGUGCCUCGACGCUGAAGCACCAGAUUAAGCAGCUCCCAGCAGAACAGCAGGCAGCCUGCCCUCGUUUUGCUCGCCUAGCCGACCUUCUCCCGUACUAUCGGGCAGGCACGCUGAAUCCUGCACUCGUCCAGGCCUUGACCUGCACUACUCAGCUCGCAGCCUUUCUCCAGGAAAACAGCAGUGGUGGCCGCAGCUAUCCCACAGCUGAGAAUGCCUGCCUUACGGGUGUAUGUACUGGUGCGUUGGCAGCAGUCGCCGUGAGCUGCGCACCCAGUGUGGCAGCACUCCUACCUCUCGCUCUCCAUACCGUCGCUGUCGCACUUCGACUUGGUGCUCUUGCUUGGGACGUGGCGGAGCGUCUCAACAACCGCGACACAGACUCGGCGGCCUUCGCGUCGUGGACGUCUGCCGUUGCCGGUGCCAGCGCCGAGGACAUCGCUGAGCAGCUCAGGCAAUAUGCCUCGACAAAGGGCAUGCCCGCGACGGCCGCUCCGUAUCUCAGCGCGCGUGUCGGGCCCACCCAAGUCUCGAUCUCGGGACCACCGUCCUCUUUGGCCGCAUUUCUCUCCACCCUUUCCCGGCCAGCGUUCCUCUCCACGCCGCUCCCCAUCACCGCCCCCUACCACGCCGCCCAUCUCUACUCCGCCGCCGACAUCGACUUGGUGCUAGGCAGCAUCGCUCCGAGUGAUGCUUGGCCUACCACUCGCAUCCCAAUUGUCUCUGCUGGCGGACGGAAUGAUGGCGAGAGCAGCGAGCUGUCCCUCUCCGCCGCUUUCCCGGCUGCGCUGGCUGAGGCCGUCCGUGACUGUCUCACACGUCCCAUCGCCAUACAUCAAUGGCCGGCAGCGAUUGCAGAGCAAAUCAAGUCUCGUGGCAAUGACUACUCUGCGAUACCACAUCCUGUUGCCCUGGCGUUUGCCGACCGCCUUGGGCCCUUGAUCAACGCCCAUCUUCCCUCGUCGUCAUCGAGUCCGUCUCCCCAAACAUCAGCUCUUUCACUUCCUCCAUUGGCUGAUGGCCAUGGACGGGCUGCUAAGUCACCCAUUGCAAUCAUCGCUGCAGCGGGCCGUUUCCCUCAGGCCGACAGCAUGCAAGCCUUCUGGGAUGUGCUUUCCCACGGCGUUGACACACAUGAGCUGGUUCCCCCAUCGCGAUGGAACGCUUCCGCUCACGUCGGUGAUGAGAAAGUGAAGAAUGUGUCUGGCACUGGUUUCGGUUGUUGGUUGCACAACGCCGGCCAAUUCGAUGCCGGCUACUUCAAUAUGAGUCCGAGGGAGGCACCUCAAGUUGAUCCAGCUCAACGUCUGGCCCUUCUUACGGCCGCAGAGGCCUUGGAGCAAGCAGGCAUUGUCCCUGAUCGUACGCCAUCUUCCCAAAAGAACCGGGUCGGUGUCUACUUUGGUUCCACUAGCAACGACUGGAUGGAGACCAACAGCGCGCAGAACAUCGAUACCUACUUCAUUCCAGGAGGAAACCGCGCUUUUAUUCCCGGACGAAUAAAUUACCAUUUCAAAUUCAGCGGGCCUAGCUACACUAUCGACACCGCCUGCAGCUCAAGUUUGGCUGCUCUCCACAUGGCGUGCAAUGCCCUCUGGAGAGGAGAGAUUGACACUGCCAUUGUUGGCGGAACUAACGUCCUGACCAACCCAGAUAUGACGGCCGGACUGGACCGUGGCCAUUUUCUCUCAAGGACUGGCAAUUGUAAGACAUUCGACGACAAUGCUGACGGAUACUGUCGUGGCGAGGCCGUCGUCACUACCAUUCUCAAACGUCUCGACGACGCAAAAGCAGACAAGGAUCCUAUCCAAGCAUGCAUUUUGGGCGUCGCUACGAAUCAUUCAGCCGAAGCAGAGUCCAUCACACGUCCUCACGCAGGAGCUCAACAGGAGCUCUUCGAAGGCCUUCUCAGAGAUACUGGUGUUAGUAUCCAGGACAUUAGCUACUGCGAAAUGCAUGGCACUGGAACGCAAGCUGGAGAUGCCGGCGAGACGACAUCGGUAGUCGAGACUCUGGCGCCCUUGACGGCACUGGGCCAACCAGUGCGACCAGCAACAUCGCCGCUACAUAUUGGAGCAGCAAAAUCCAACAUCGGACAUGGCGAGGCUGCAGCUGGAGUGACAAGUCUUGCCAAGGUGCUACUCAUGCUCAAGCACUCUAAGAUCCCUCCCCACUGCGGAAUCAAGACCAAACUCAAUCAUCGCCUGCCUGACAUCCAGGCCAGGAACACCUACAUCUCCAGGCAAGGGACCGCAUGGCUUCGGCCACAGAAUGGCAAGCGACGUGUGCUCCUCAACAACUUCUCGGCCGCCGGUGGAAACACCGCCCUCGUGCUGGAAGACGCCCCCGAGCAGGAGCCCUCGAGCGAGCUUGACCCACGCCAGCACCACAUUGUGUGCGUGUCUGCCAAGACUGUGCCUUCGCUCAUCAACAACCUCCGCAACUUGAUUGUUUGGAUCGAACGGCAAGACCAGUCCGACCCUCUUCUCUUGCCACGGCUCUCCUACACCACCACCGCUCGCCGCAUGCACCUUCGACACAGAGUGGCGGUCACAGGGUCCAGCCUCGACCAGAUCCGCAACGCCCUUCAAGAUCACUUGACCCGACGAGAAAACGGCGAUAAUGGCCCACUGGUGCCAGUCAAAGGACCAAACUUUGGAUUUGCUUUCACUGGUCAGGGUUCGCCUUUCCCUGGUAUGGGAUCGGAUCUGUACGCUCGCUUUUCCUCCUUCCGAAACGACAUCCUGCGCUACGAUCAGCUAUGCAUUCAGAUGGGGCUGCCGUCCAUCAAGAUUGUGUUCGAAGACGAGACGACUUUUGAAGCGGCCUCGCCCACACUUCUACAAUUGACGCAUGUCUGCUUUCAAAUGGCGCUCGCUCGCCUGUGGACAUCGUUCGGAGUCACCGCCAAAUCGGUCGUGGGACACAGUCUUGGCGAGUACGCUGCACUGUUCACAUCUGGCUCGCUAUCUCAAGCCGAUGUAAUCCAUCUCGUUGGCAGCCGUGCACAACUCAUGGAGAAGCAUCUGGCUCCUAGCACGCACGCCAUGCUUGUUGCAUUUGCCAGUCAGGAGAAGGUGGCAUCGGCCAUGGCUACCUCUGACGCACAGUAUGAGAUCUCCUGUAUCAAUGGCAGAGAAAACAUUGUGCUUGGUGGCCAAGUAGCGCAGCUCGAGAAAGCUCAAGCUCGCCUCGAGACCGAGAACAUCCGCUGUUUCUUCCUGAAGACUCCAUUCGCUUUCCACACUUCGCAGGUUGAUCCGAUCCUGGAACAUUUUAGCACUGUGGCCAGCGGGUCAAAGAUCGGUCAACCCAGAACGCCUGUCAUCUCACCAAUGCAAGGGACCGUGCUUCGUGACAGUUCCCAAUUCGAAGCGGACUAUUUUGUUAAGCACUGCCGUAGACCUGUGGACAUGGUGCGAUCUUUGACCGCUGCCAAGCGAGAGGGACUGAUUGACGACACGGUAAUGCUCGUUGAGAUCGGUCCCGCUCCUGUGGUCACUGCUGUCGUCAAAGAUGUAAUUGGCUCUUCGACCAUGCAGACAUUUGCGUCGGUCAGGAAAGGCAGAGAUACGUGGGAGCUGCUCACCACUGCACUCUCCAAGAUGUAUUCCAUGGGUGCCAGCAUCGAUUGGUCGAGGUACCACCAAGAUUUCGAGGGCUGCCAACACGUUCUGGAGUUGCCUGCGUAUGGCUGGAGUCUGAAGGAGUACUGGAUGCAAUACGUCCACGACUGGUCCCUGCGGAAGGGCGAACCGCCACUAAUUGUGAGCUCUCCGAGUCUUGAAUCGUCUUCCAUCCACAAAGUCGUCACCAACACCAUCAGCAAUGGUAGCGCCGACGGCGAACUGGUUGUGGAAGCCGAUCUCAGUCGUGACGAUCUUCAUCCGAUGGUGCAGGGGCACCAAGUGUACGGUGUUCCUCUUUGUACGCCAUCAGUCUAUUGCGACAUUGCUCUUACAAUUGGCGAGCACAUCAAGCAAAGCACUGGCAUGGCAGCAACCGCGGCGGUGGAAGUCGCAGAGAUGAACAUCCAAAGUGCUCUCGUGGCCAAUAACAGCGGCAAGAUGCAACUGCUGCGCACUGUCGUCAAGUUUGAUGCCAAGAAGAGUAGUGCAUAUACCACCUUCUCAAGCGUCAGCGAAGACGGCAGCAAGGUCGUUGAGCAGCAUGCGAACACUCUGAUCCGUUUUUCCGACCUUGAACAGUCGAAGCGUGAUUUGAAGGACGCCGCAGUGAAAGCGCAAACUCGCAUGAGUGCCCUGAACGAUCAGGUUGGCACUGAGGCUAACACAUACCGUUUCAGCAAAGCCAUGAUCUACAAGAUGGUGGGCCAGCUGGCUGACUUUGACGAGAAGUAUCGCGGGCUCUCUGCCAUUACUUUGGACAACGACAACAUGGAGGCUGCUGGUAUGGUCACAUUCAAGGGCAUUCCCAAUGACGGAAAGUUCCACACCAGUCCCGCAUACCUUGACGCUCUUUCACAGCUAGGCGGCUUUGUUAUGAAUGCCAAUGAGGGCGUCGAUCUUGACAAGGAAGUCUUUGUCAACCACGGGUGGAAGUCGAUGAAAUUCUUCACGAAGCUCGAUCCCGCUAUGACAUACUACACUCAUGUCAAGAUGACUGAGGGUGAAGACAAGCUUUGGACGGGAGAUGUGCUUGUCUUUGAUGACAAGAAGAAGCUUGUUGGCAUCGUUGGUGGAGUCGCGCUCCAAGGCGUCCCUAAACGCCUAAUGCACUACAUUGUCACAGCAGCUAACAAGAAGGUCUCUGGUGAUGCCAGUAAGCCUGCCGCGAAAGGCACUCCCAACAAGGUUGCCGCAAGCACUGCAGCUGCCCCGGUCGCAAAGACGACGACCACUACUACCACGAAGAAAGUCAAGGCGGCUCCAACCGGUGAAUCGCCUCUGGUCACGUCAGCGCUUCAGAUCGUUUCCGAGGAAAUCGGUAUGGAGAUCAGCGCUCUGACUGACGACAUUGUCUUCACAGACGCGGGACUGGACUCGUUACUGUCCCUUGUUAUCAGCAGCAGGAUGCGGGAUCAGCUCGAAAUUGACUUCGAAUCCGCCCAGUUCAUGGAGAUUGGCUCGAUUGGGGCUUUGAAGAAGUUCCUACGCGAGUUGGGUGGCGGAGCGGUGUCCAACGAGCACGAGACGGUAGAAGUCGAACAGACAGUAGUAGAAGAGGACAAGCAGGAAGCCACGCCCCCAGCCUCAGACGCCAGCGAUGAGGAGCAGUGGCCGAAGAUCUUAGACAUCCUGUCUGAAGAGAGUGGUAUUGUCACCAAAGACUUGACGGAUGACGUUGCCUUUGCCGAUGCUGGUGUGGACUCCCUCUUGUCGCUCGUGAUCACCAGUCGGUUGCGCGAUGAGCUGGAUCUGGACCUGCCUGACCGAGCACUCUUCGAAGACUGCACGACUGUUGGUGGCCUCCGCAAACACUUCGCUGGGUCCGACGGUACUUCAUCUCCGGCCGAGCCAGCCGUGCAAAAUGCCGCUCUCGUCGCAGACACGCCUGCCACUGAGUCAGUGCCUCCAACUCCGUGGUGGUCUGAUUCGGAGGAGGACCCCCAGACCCAGAACACCACCCCUCCCAGUGAGCUUGAUGACAUUCCUGAAGAAGAGAUCGGCAAGUCGGCUUCUGCUCCUCCGUCUGCAGAGCGCAUCGCUCCAGCAUGGUCCAUGUAUCUGCAAGGCUCCCCAAAGCGCUCCACCGAAACCCUGUUCCUCUUCCCAGACGGCUGUGGUGCCGCCACAUCCUACCUCAAUCUGCCUCGAGUGAGUGCCUCGACAGCAGUCGUUGGUUUCAACUCCCCAUUCAUGAAGACUCCUGAGAAGAUGUUAGACCGGAAGCUCCCUGAAGUGGUAGACUCCUACAUCCAGGGUGUACGCAAGCGACAGCCUCACGGUCCGUACCAUCUUGGUGGCUGGUCAGCAGGUGGAAUCCUCGCCUAUGCCAUCGCACAACAACUGAUGGCCAUGGGUGAGAGUGUAGCAACGUUGCUCCUCAUCGACUCUCCACCGCCGACUAAAGGACUCGAUCGCCUGCCUCAGCGCUUCUUCGACCACUGCAACAGUGUCGGUCUCUUCGGCACUGAGAUGCAGCGUGGAAACAAUGGACCUCCAGCGAAAUCUGGACCUCCACCAGCACCCCCCGCAUGGCUGAUGCCUCACUUCCGCGCCACGAUUGAACUCUUGCACGAAUACGUUGCUCCACCUAUGAAGCCCUCAAGCCUCCCCCGACCCAAAGUCACUGUGAUUUGGGCUGGCGACUGCGCCUUUGACGGCAAACACUAUGCCCACCUUCCGCCUCCACCACCGGGCAAGGAGCAUGAGGACACUGAUGGCAUGAAGUUUCUUAGUGAACGGAGGAAGGACUAUGGUCCGGAUGACUGGGUGAGUCUCUUCCCCGGCAUGGAAGUCACGGCGAAAUACGUCGAAGGAGAACAUCAUUUCAGUAUGAUGAGGGAUGCUGGUGCCGAGAGCCUGGGGCCCAUGAUGAGGGAGGCUAUCAAUUUGUAG